UCGCCGCCGGCAGGGAGGGCGAGGCCGGGGGUGGCCCAGGGAGCGGGGCUGGGGUCGGUGCCGCGGGCUCCCGGCCGGGCGGGACGGCAUCUCCGUCCUGCCCCGCGGACCCGAGGGGCGGCAGCGGGCUGGGUGCACCCCUGCCACAUGCCGGCUCACAGACUGUUUUUCCUUCUUUUCCUUGCCCCCGUCUCGGUGCGGACAAGCCCAGCCGUGGUGGGGAUCAGAGCACAGGGCUGAGGCCUGCCCGGGACCUGGGCACCUGCAGCAGCCAGAGCCAGCCCGGGGCCCGGGCAGAAGGGGCGCGGAGGGCACCGAGCGCGCUCAUGCACAGCCCGCGCCCCGGGAACACCGGCACGGCCCGGCCCUGCGCACCGCGGAACCGCCGGACAGCGGGGCUCGGGCACAGCUGUGUGCAGCUGGGCACAAAGCUUCCACUCCGAGCUACGAAAAGAUACAAAGCGCAUGAAAGGAAGGAGGCGCCGCCAGCGCUCAGCAGCCAGGAGACCGCUGGGGACAGGGACCUGCCACUUCCGCGAUGCUGCGCAGGAGGUCUGCGAGCAAAAGGGUUUAGUGCCUGUCCCUGAUAUUUUGGAACCCUCCUGUGGCACGGCUGCCCUUGGACAGGAGCCCGGCUGCCAGCAUGCAGGGAAGCGCUGCCCGCGGGGCGAUCGUCCCCUGUGACCGCUACAAACACGCCUGUGCUGUCUGCAGAGGGGCUCUGUAUCUCUACGGAGGGCGCGGCAGCAGCACGCUGAGGGACUUCUGGAGGUACCACACAGGGAAAAAUGAAUGGGAAAUGUUGGAUUGCUCAGGAGAUGGUCCAGAAGAACUGGAAGAACAUUCAAUGGUGGCUUAUAAGGGCAGCCUGUGCAUUUUUGGUGGGAUGGUGGAUUCUGCUUUCACACAAGCAAAAACUCCUCUCUGGAUAUAUGACAUUGAUUCUGCAAGAUGGACAGAGAGCUGCAACGAACCAGCAGAGACGGAGAGCUCUGCACCAGCUAACAGAAAAGGUCACAGUGCAGUCGUGUACCACUCCAGCAUGUACAUCUAUGGGGGAUAUGUUGGCAUCAAAGGCAUUUCUCAGGAGUUUUGGGAAUUCCAUUUUGACACAAGGAAGUGGUUGUGUGUCUCCAGCCCCUGCCACAGCAGCGGCCCCGGAGCUCGGCACGGCCACUCAGCAGUGGUUUACCACACAGCCAUGUACCUCUUUGGGGGGCUGAUGGGGCUCACUGAACAGAGGGACUUGUGGAGGUGGGACUUUGGAAGCAGCAGCUGGUCCAGCAUCAGAACAAGCCAAGGACCUCCUCCGGUGGUAGGUCAUGCUUCAAUAGUCUGCAAAGACUCUAUGCUGAUUUUUGGUGGAGGGAUUUCAAAUUCCAGCCCUAAUGAAGACCUCUGGAAGUAUCAUUUCCAUACACAGACAUGGAAGAAGCUUAGUAGUAUUACAAAGGGAAACUUUUCUCCUAAAAUGUAUCACUGCAUCUUAGGAAUUGGUGUGGAUUUCCAAACUACCUCAGGUUUUGCUGAUAGCUUCCCCAGCCACAGCAAGAGUGAGCAGAAGGACUGUCCCCAGCUGGUGCCCAUCCCAAGGCACUCUGGCUUUUGCAGCUACUUCUGCCCACAGCCUACAGAGCGGAGCAACGCCAUCGAAAUGAAAACCUUCAGCCUGCCCCUGGAGCCAGUGGAAUUCCCUGCCUUCCAGACCACUUCAGAGGCAGGACUAGGCCCAAACAGAGUCAGGAGCUGUUUGUCCAAGGACAAGUCUCUCCAUCUGUCGGCCUGUUCGGGAGAGGCUUGUGCUGCUGCUCAGGCUGUGGGUGAAGAGGAGAGAACCGACUGUGGGUGUGCGGCCACAGCGGGUGAGAGCAGCAGUACCAACACACUGCUGCUCAUCGGGGGCAAACCUUUGUCCAGCUUCUCUGAGAUCUCCUUCAGGCAAAUGGAGUUUGAUUGCUUGUGAUUGCUUUGCUUGCAAAGUGAAGGAAUAAAUUUCCACCACCGUGGCAGUAGGUGGAAAACCAACUGCUUGCAACUGUCUUCAGCUUCCUAUCAGCACGCUGGGGAAAAAAAUAAUUAAACCUUCUCAUACUUGCUGUGAACAGAUUUUUUACAAUGUUAAGAAAACCCGACAUAUAUUUAAGUCACAACUUGCAUGUAAGUUGUGAUUUCUGAGAGGAGCUUGUUGAAAUGCUGCUCUUUUUGUUACUUUUCUCCUGGUCACUUCAUACCCUUUCAAGUUGCAAUGGGUGAUGCUGCCUUGAAAAUCAGGACUGCAGAAAUCCAUACUGGCUCCACAAGAUGCCAUUUCAGGGGCAAAGCUUGCUCAUUUUGCACUGGCAUAAGAGAGAAAUACAGUGACAUUUGAGGGAUUCAAUUAGUCUUAAUAGGAAUAUUCUCUAAGAUUUUAAACAUUUUAUAUUCUUGAAUAUAAAAUUGAAUACAUUUGCAACAUGAGAUGGUCUACGACAAAGGAACCCAACAGACAGAUCAGCAACUGAAUUCUAUAAGAUAUUCAAGGAUUGUAUAUAACCUUGAGGAAGUGAAACAAUGAGUGCACCCUGAAAAUCAUCAGCAAGGACCAGAGGAAGGGCAUUAUACCUGUAAGAACAAAGGAUGUGUCAAAUGAGUGUUGGCUUUAAUGACUGAACACAGAAUCAAAAGGGUUUGAUUUCCCACAGCAGGGUGGGGAGGGAACAGAAAGAGGAGGGCUUGACAGAGUGGCAGAAAGCAUGGGCUGUUUCGACUGGUAACUCAUGUUUUAAGCCACAAAUGAAUUUCUGCUUUUCCAACUCCAUCUCUCUUUAAUCACCCUACAUGGUACUUGUCACACAUUUCCCCUCUGUACUAGUAAAUUCUGAGUUCAUAUAUGGUUUUUCUUUGCUAAAAAGAAAAAGUGCGUGUUUUGCAAGGUAAUAUUGUCCAGCAUUCAAAGCAUUUAUUUCCAUAGAAGUUACCAAAUACUGGCCUUCUGACAGAACAUCAGCUGUCUGUAAGAGCUGCUAGUAUCUGAAAUUACCUGGAAGUAUAAAUUAACACAUCCAAGUAUUUGAAAAGUUUACUUUUCAAGUGCUUCAUAGGAAUAGUGACUAUCAAGUCAUCUACGGAUUUCAAGAAUAUAUACAAGUAAAUUGUCAUGUGAAUUCAAUAGGAAAAUUAUAGGUUAUGGUUUUGCCAAAAGCUACUUAAGAGUUAUUUGGACCAUCCACGACCCUUACCUGGAAACAGAGAGGAUUGUAUACUGCCAUGUGAAUAAAGCCUGCUCAGUUUCCUAUCA
Messenger RNA from Oenanthe melanoleuca, 3277 nucleotides. RefSeq names its product leucine-zipper-like transcriptional regulator 1 homolog. The coding region runs from base 644 to 1963 and encodes 439 amino acids. Gene Ontology annotation, molecular function: protein binding. Gene Ontology annotation, cellular component: cytoplasm. Lineage: Eukaryota; Metazoa; Chordata; Aves; Passeriformes; Muscicapidae. The transcript is spliced from 8 exons. The record is from RefSeq and is a predicted model, not a curated record.